AUGGGGCAGGACCAGUCAAAACAACAGAUUGAGAAGGGCCUUCAGCUCUACCAGUCCAACCAGACAGAGAAGGCCCUGCAGGUGUGGAUGAGGAUGCUGGAGAAGAGCACGGACCUUGUAGGCAGGUUCCGAGUGCUGGGCUGCUUGGUCACCGCACACUCAGAAAUGGGCCGUUACAAGGAUAUGCUGAAGUUUGCCGUGGUGCAGAUCGACACAGCCCGCGAAUUAGAAGAUGCUGACUGCCUCAUGGAGAGUUACCUGAACCUAGCCCGAAGCAAUGAAAAGCUGUGUGAAUUCCAGAAGACCAUCUCCUACUGUAAGACCUGCCUCAACAUGCAGGGUACCCGGGUGGGCCACCAACUCAAUGGGCAGGUCAGCCUGAGCAUGGGCAAUGCCUUUCUGGGCCUUAGCCUCUUCCAGAAGGCCCUGGAGAGCUUCGAGAAGGCCCUUCGCUAUGCGCACAACAAUGACGAUAAGAUGUUGGAGUGUCGGGUCUGCUGCAGCCUGGGCAACUUCUACUCCCAGGUCAAGGACUACGAGAAAGCUCUGUUCUUCCCCUGCAAAGCUGCCGAGCUGGUGAAUGACUAUGGCAAGGGGUGGAGCCUCAAGUACCGCGCCAUGAGUCAGUACCACAUGGCGGUGGCCUAUCGGAAGCUAGGGCACCUGGCUGACUCCAUGGAAUGCUGUGAGGAGUCCAUGAAGAUUGCCCUCCAGCACGGGGACCGGCCUCUCCAGGCUCUCUGUCUCCUCUGUUUUGCUGAUAUCCACCGGAGCCGCCGAGACUUGGAGACAGCCUUCCCCAGGUAUGAUUCUGCCAUGAGUAUCAUGACGGAGAUCGGGAACCGACUGGGGCAGGUGCACGUCCUGCUGGGCUUGGCCAAGUGCUGGGUGACCAAGAAGGAGCCAGAGAAGGCUUUAGAUGUCAUUGAAAAGGCCCAGGAUCUGGCUGAGGGACUGGGGAACAAGUUAAGUCAACUGAAGCUCCACUGCCUGAGCGAGGGCAUCUAUCGGAGCAGGGGGCAGCAGCGGGAGCUCCGGGCUCACGUCGUGCGUUUCCAUGAGUGUGUAGAGGAGACAGAGCUAUACUGUGGGCUCUGUGGGGAGUCCAUUGGCGAGAGGAACAACCGGCUGCAGGCCCUGCCUUGCUCCCACUUCUUCCACCUCAGGUGCCUGCAAAACAACGGGACCCAGAGCUGCCCCAAUUGCCGCCGCUCCUCCAUGAAGCCAGGCUUUGUGUGAUGAGGGCCUGAUGCCCUGCUCCACUCCUGGAAGUGGCCUGAGGGAGAACUGCUCUAAGCCAGACUCUGGGUGCACACGGGUCCCUUCCUCCUUCCCUCUUCCUCCCCGUUACUGCCGAGGCCUCACUCAUCUGCCUGGCUGUGCUGAAGUCCUGGACCUGCUGAGGAUUUCCUUGCCCCGUGGGACCUCACCAUCAUUCGCCUACUAAGAGCCCUCCUUAUGUGAACUUUGCCAAAGCCACGUUGUCAUCGGGGUUUUCCCCUUGAUUUCCACAGGUUAGCUUUGUUUUGGAAGUGACCCAGAAGAGUCCAGCUUCAUCGUCCAUCCCCCCUGUCCUCACCCUGUCCUCUAGCAUUCCUGGCUGCUGCCUUCCUGGCUGCCAUGUUUCUGUCCUUUACUUAACCCCACCUUUGUUCCCGUUCCCCUGUAUCACCCCACUUCCAGGUGGCCCUUGGACCCAUUCCCAUCUAGGGGGAAAGUUAGCAUUCUGAAGGCCACAUUCCUGUCUGUGGCGGUAGCAGUAACUGGGGUUAUCUGCCCCUUUCCUGGCUUGAGGACUGCCUUACACCCCCUGCUGUCAUGCUCAACCCUGGGAUUGGCUGCCUGACUUCCCCCACUAGAACAUCCAACUACUUGGGAUUCUUUCUUUGUCAGGCUUGCCUAGCCUUGGGCCAGUGUAUCAGGCAUCAGGCAAGAAGCAGCCCUUCCUCCCCCAUCCCCACUGCUACCCAAAUGAUUCCAACCAGCCCCUGCUGCUCACCCUCCACUUGUCUGUAUUCUGUUCUUUAUAGAAAAAUAAAAAAUAAAUCAUUUCUAUCCA
Molecule: messenger RNA, 2059 nt
Organism: Trichosurus vulpecula (common brushtail)
Lineage: Eukaryota; Metazoa; Chordata; Mammalia; Diprotodontia; Phalangeridae
Gene: RAPSN
Product: receptor associated protein of the synapse
Exons: 8
Coding region: 1-1239 (412 amino acids)
Biological process (GO): chemical synaptic transmission
Cellular component (GO): synapse
Molecular function (GO): acetylcholine receptor binding; protein-membrane adaptor activity
Source: RefSeq, a predicted model, not a curated record